This is a messenger RNA of Colletotrichum tamarilloi, 1191 nucleotides long. RefSeq lists its product as uncharacterized. The record is from RefSeq and is a predicted model, not a curated record. The coding region runs from base 1 to 1191 and encodes 396 amino acids. The transcript has a single exon. Lineage: Eukaryota; Fungi; Ascomycota; Sordariomycetes; Glomerellales; Glomerellaceae.
AUGGAAUAUUCGAUGCCAGUUGAUCAGGGAACCCAAAACCCUGUCAGCGAAGAGUCCCAGAACAUAGCUCCCCAGUAUCAGGAGGUGGGAAAAUGUCAUCACCCUCCCUUCCCGAAGCCUUCUCACAUUCUCUUACUUACGACUUCCCGGGAUUUACCGCCUUACCGCCCUCUGUUCGUCGCGAUGUAUGCUGCGACACCUCUGUUGAACCUCACCUGCAAAAGCUUUUACUGGUGCAACCAGCUUCGACCGCAGCAAGAGGUGGCUCGAUGUGAAUUUGUCCAACUUUUCCUGGGCGCGCUGGCCGUAUCUAAAGCCUGGUAUGCUCUUACCAACGAGGAGCUCGAAGCAUUCGAGCAAAGUCGAUACUCGCGGAUGGAAGUCGAGUCCUUGGCGCGUCAACUCGAAGACUCGUUGCACCAAAUGAUGGUUCGCCUUGACGAUUUCUUCUUCUUUGGGGCUUUGACAAGAUACCCCCACAAGCCAAUUGGCACUAACAUUCCCAGGUACUCGCACGUGGAGUUGUGCACAGGCUUUGGUCAUUUGAGAGGCGACUUUGGGAAAAUCUGUUUUGCAGAUACAGAACGUGUUUAUGAGGGGGGCAGGUGGUUUGCCAAAAUUCGACUCUUUCCCAAAAUACGUUACGACGAGAAUCUGACCAACAGGGUCAAUCGCAUUUCGUUUGAGAAGAACGUCGCGUCUCUGAUUCAUGAGAUGGUACAUGCCUACCUACAAAUGUUUGUUUGUCGAAGUCCUCAAUGUAACAGGAAUCUACUAAACACGACAGGCCUGACUGGCCAUGGUCCAACAUUCAUGAAGAUGUUUGGAUUGAUCAUGGAAACUGUUCGAACAUGGCAUCCUUCCCUCGAGUACGUGGGUCAAGAUAGAUGCGAUGAGGGCACAUGUUUUGACAGAGUCAAUCACGACUAUGAGCAAAGAGCUAUCGAGGCCUAUAAGAAGACAGGCAAACAUAAAGGAUAUCUUCCUCUGAGAUCGGACAGCCCCAAAACGCUCAUCCGGAUCGUCAAAGAAGAUCUCCCCAAUGGAGAUUGCUUCUUCCACGUGGUUUAUUCUGACCCUCAACAGCAAAUCGAUCCAGACGCAGAGUACGUGGACGAUGCGAACGAUGGCGGUUAUGACGACAGUGAGGAAUAUGAGGAGGAUGAAGAUGACGAGAUGAAUGAUUUGUGA